Sorghum bicolor (sorghum) is the source of this 1368-nucleotide messenger RNA. RefSeq names its product BTB/POZ and MATH domain-containing protein 1. The transcript has a single exon. Gene Ontology annotation, molecular function: protein binding. The record is from RefSeq and is a predicted model, not a curated record. The coding region runs from base 12 to 1097 and encodes 361 amino acids. Gene Ontology annotation, biological process: protein ubiquitination. NCBI's taxonomy places the organism in Eukaryota, Viridiplantae, Streptophyta, Magnoliopsida, Poales, Poaceae.
UGCUGCCCUCCAUGCCGGGAUCCUCGCCCUCUCCAGCCGCUGGCUACAGUGGGAGCGGCGACGGCUCGCACUCCGCCUCCGCCAUCGUCGCCGGCGCUGUGACCGGCUCCCACGUGCUCAAGAUCGUGUCCUACUCCCGCACCAAGGAGGUCCCCAAUGGCCAGCACAUCGACUCCCGCCACUUCUACCUGGGAGGGCACACCUGGUACGUGGAGUAUCACCCCAAUGGGAGCGCCGCCGACAACGUCGAUUUCAUAUCGUUGUUUCUCGCCAUCCAUGGCGCAGUUCCCGGUAAGGCUGCGAAGGCGCAGGUCACCAUCAGCUUACUCGACCAGGGUGGGAAGCCGGUGCCGUGCUACUCCAAAGUCGCCGGAUUCGUGGACUUUGCGGUGAAAGGGAGCUGGGGAUUCCCAAAGUUCAUCGAGAGGAAAGCUCUGGAGAAAUCCGAGCAUCUCAAGGAUGACUCCUUCACCGUCAGGUUCGAUGUGACCGUCAUGAGGGACAUCCAAACCGUGGGAACGCCGUCAGUGGUCGUGCCGCCGUCGGACAUGCACCGACACUACCGUGAUCUCCUGCUCAGCAAGGAGGGUGCCGAUGUCAAAUUCCGAGUCGGCGGGAAGACAUUCUCUGCUCACCGGCUUGUUCUCUCGACGCGGUCGCCGGUGUUCAAAGCGGAGCUCUUUGGUCCGAUGAAAGAGAGCACCUCCACCAAGGCCAUACGCAUCGAAGACAUGGAGCCAGAGGUGUUCGAUACGCUGCUCACCUUCAUUUACACGGACACACUACCAGAGACGAAGGAAGGAGAGGAAUGUGCAAUGGCUCAGCAUCUACUUGUCGCCGCAGACAGGUAUAACCUGGAGAGGCUGAAGUUGAUCUGUGAAGAUAAGCUGUGCAAGUAUAUUGAUACGGACUCCGCUGCGACCAUCUUGGCAUUAGCUGAAAAGCACAACUGUCAUGGGCUUAAGGAUGCAUGCUUCGCGUUCCUAAGCUCCGCUAAGAAUCUGGAUGCCGUCAUGGAAACAGAUGGAUUUGACUACCUGACAGUUAGCUGCCCCAGUGUUCUGAAACAGCUGCUCUCCAAAUUCGUUCCCCGUUGAACUGAAAAGAGGCGGUGUCAGUGUGUAACAGCAAAUCUUCCCUAACUAUAUUUAGCCUUAUACCCAAGAGGAUGCAAGGUACUCCCGGCCAUUGUUAUAUGUUUUCUCGUUGUAUCCAGUAUCCUUUAUAUAUGUAGAACUGUUUUGGUGGCAACCUACGUUUCUAAGAAAGAAGCUUGUUUUGGUACUAUGAACAGUUAGUUGGAUUAUGUGCACUGAAAAACUCGUGUUUUUGGUUCUAUGAACAGUUAGUUUGGUUAUGUGCACUGAA